Neurospora tetraspora is the source of this 876-nucleotide messenger RNA. RefSeq lists its product as uncharacterized. Bases 1 to 876 code for a protein of 291 amino acids. The record is from RefSeq and is a predicted model, not a curated record. The transcript has 4 exons. NCBI's taxonomy places the organism in Eukaryota, Fungi, Ascomycota, Sordariomycetes, Sordariales, Sordariaceae.
AUGCUGCCUCCGCCUCACCCAGAUCAUUCUGAGCCCCGCGACCCCUCUCCGGUGCCCGACGGCCCAGACCUCAUGACAAAGGGAGAAGAGCAGGCCGACGAAGGUUGCCAUGCCCCGCUAGAUGAGCAGGCGCUCGUCGAUACACAGCUCCUGACCGAGUGUCAUGAGAAUUAUAUUCGUUCUUGCCGGGAGAUGGCCGUUCAUGCGGCCCAAAUUGCCUCGCUACAAAAAGAGGUCAAAGAGUUGAAGACAGCGAACAAGAAGCAGGAGGAUAUGAUCACCGCCCUAUACCAGCAUUUCCUACCUGGUGUUUCUACCCAAACUGACGCACACGAAGUUGAGGGCAGCGUUCAACCGGAGGUUGGAAGUGGCCAGCGGAUUGCGAAGGCAGCCAGGGAAGUCCUCAAGGGAGAGUUCAGUACUACAUUGUAUGAUUGCUCACCAGUCCACCAGGCCACAAUAUCGUCCGCCAACUCUUCCAGAAUUGCUAGCGACCAAGUCGACAACCAUAACUCCGUCGCAGCACCUGUCGCCGACCCUGUCGCCGCACCAGGCACUGACUCCGCUGCAUCUGUCGCCGCCGCCGCUGAUGAUAAAGAAGACUCUCCCGAAGAGGGAGAAAUCCGCGAAGAGGAAGACGACUCGCUUGAGGAGGGCGAGAUCCGCGAGGACGAAGACGAUGAUUCCCCAGAGAAAGGCGAAAGGAUUUGGAUGGUCCUCAACUUGCUCUGUGUCAACGGGCAAAGGCUACAAUUUCUUUUCGGAAGUCCCCACCGCCACCUUAGGCCCAAUCUCAGCAAGGAGGCUCUCGCCGAGCUGGCCAAGCAGGAGAAGAAAAGGAAGGCUAGAGAGAAGCGUGCGGCCAAGAAGAAGUAG